Molecule: messenger RNA, 675 nt
Organism: Kwoniella botswanensis
Lineage: Eukaryota; Fungi; Basidiomycota; Tremellomycetes; Tremellales; Cryptococcaceae
Exons: 5
Coding region: 1-675 (224 amino acids)
Biological process (GO): ferulate metabolic process; cinnamic acid catabolic process
Cellular component (GO): cytoplasm
Molecular function (GO): carboxy-lyase activity
Source: RefSeq, a predicted model, not a curated record
AUGCAUGGCUACGUUUUCCCAGGUGAUACUCACCCUUGGCCAAGGUAUCGUGUAGACGCCAUCACGCAUAGAGAUAACGCGAUCCUUCCGAUGUCCGCAUGCGGCCGGCUUACAGAUGAGACCCACACCCUCAUUGGCGCCCUCGCAGCAGCGGAGAUUGGCAGGCUUCUUACAGACAUCGGGCUUCCCGUUUUGCAUUGUUCAUCCCCAUUCAUCUCACAAGUCACCUGGGUUGCCGUGCAGUUCGAUAGCGCCAAGCUUCCCGGGCUGGGCCUUUCCCCAGAAGAGCUGAGAAAAAAGGUCGGCGAUGUCAUCUUCUAUCAUAAGGCUGGCUACACUAUACACAGAUUGGUGUUACUCGGAUCAGACAUCGAUGUUUUCGAUGACAAGGAUGUUAUGUGGGCGUUUGCCACCAGAUGUCGUCCCAACGACGAUGAGACCUUUUACAGCGAUUGUAAAGGAUUCCCCUUGAUCCCCUACAUGUCGCACGGGUUCCACUCUCCCGUCAAAGGCGGCAAAGUAGUGUCCGACGCUUUGAUGCCCGCCGAGUAUGAAAAAGGACAGAAAGACUGGGUUGCAGCUGAUUUCAAAAACUCUUAUCCUCAAGACCUGAAAGACAAGGUCAUGGCAAAUUGGAGACAGUAUGGAUUUGCCCAGGAGUACGCAAAGAACUAG